Protobothrops mucrosquamatus (brown spotted pit viper) is the source of this 1054-nucleotide messenger RNA. It is a transcript of the gene PITPNC1, whose product is annotated as phosphatidylinositol transfer protein cytoplasmic 1. Gene Ontology annotation, biological process: phospholipid transport. Gene Ontology annotation, cellular component: cytoplasm. NCBI's taxonomy places the organism in Eukaryota, Metazoa, Chordata, Lepidosauria, Squamata, Viperidae. The record is from RefSeq and is a predicted model, not a curated record. Gene Ontology annotation, molecular function: phosphatidylinositol binding; phosphatidylinositol transfer activity. The transcript has 9 exons. The coding region runs from base 88 to 1041 and encodes 317 amino acids.
GGCGCUGUAGACCGUCGGCGGCUUUGCAUUUGCAGGAUCGGGGUGCCCCGCGGUUCGCGUUUCUCCUGAACUGCUGGUUUGCGUUGAAUGUGUCGGAAUAUGCUCAUGAAGGAGUAUCGGAUCUGUAUGCCUUUGACAGUUGAGGAGUACAGAAUUGGACAGCUGUACAUGAUCAGUAAACAUAGCCACGAGCAGAGUGAUCGUGGAGAAGGUGUGGAAGUGGUACAGAAUGAGCCCUAUGAAGAUCCAAACUACGGGAAUGGUCAGCUGACAGAAAAACGGGUCUAUCUGAAUAGCAAACUUCCAAGCUGGGCAAGAGCUGUUGUCCCCAAAAUAUUUUAUGUCACAGAGAAGGCAUGGAAUUACUACCCAUAUACAAUUACAGAAUACACGUGCUCAUUUUUGCCCAAGUUCUCCAUUCACAUAGAGACCAAAUAUGAGGACAACAAAGGAAGCAAUGAUAAUAUAUUUGAUAACGAAGCCAAAGAUCUGGACCGAGAAGUCUGCUUCAUUGAUAUUGCCUGUGAUGAAAUUCCUGAGCGCUAUUACAAAGAAUCAGAAGAUCCUAAAUGCUUCAAAUCAGAGAAGACUGGGAGAGGCCUAUUAAAAGAAGGUUGGAGAGAAACUCAAGACCCCAUUAUGUGCUCCUACAAACUUGUAUCUGUGAAAUUUGAAGUGUGGGGACUUCAAACUCGAGUUGAGCAGUUUGUCCAUAAGGUGGUCAAAGACAUAUUGCUAAUUGGUCACCGACAAGCAUUUGCGUGGGUGGAUGAGUGGUAUGACAUGACUAUGGAUGAAGUCCGAGAAUUUGAAAGAGCAACUCAGGAAGCCACCAACAAGAAAAUUGGAAUCUUCCCUCCUGCGAUAUCCAUCUCGAAUAUCUCCCUUCCCUCUUCGAUCCGCAGUACUCCUUCUAGUGCUCCGUCUACGCCUCUGUCCACAGACGCACCGGAAUUCCUAGCGGUUCCCAAAGACCGUCCGCGGAAAAAGUCUGCCCCAGAAACUCUCACGCUGCCAGAUCCAGAUAAAAACACUCUCUAAACCCAGCAUGGUU